Molecule: messenger RNA, 1054 nt
Organism: Apaloderma vittatum (bar-tailed trogon)
Lineage: Eukaryota; Metazoa; Chordata; Aves; Trogoniformes; Trogonidae
Product: erlin-1-like
Biological process (GO): SREBP signaling pathway
Cellular component (GO): endoplasmic reticulum membrane; endoplasmic reticulum
Molecular function (GO): cholesterol binding; ubiquitin protein ligase binding
Source: RefSeq, a predicted model, not a curated record
GGGUGGUGCAUUGUUAACCAGCCCGAGCGGACCAGGCUACCACAUCAUGCUGCCGUUCAUUACCACUUUCAAAUCUGUGCAGACCACAUUGCAGACUGAUGAAGUGAAAAACGUGCCUUGUGGGACAAGUGGCGGCGUUAUGAUCUACAUCGACCGAAUAGAAGUUGUGAAUAAAUUGGCACCGUACGCAGUGUAUGAUAUUGUGAGAAACUACACUGCGGACUACGAUAAGACCUUGAUCUUCAACAAAAUUCAUCAUGAGCUGAAUCAGUUCUGCAGUGCCCAUACCCUACAGGAAGUAUACAUUGAACUGUUUGAUCAGAUAGAUGAGAAUCUGAAGUUGGCCCUGCAGAAAGAUCUCAAUCUCAUGGCACCAGGUCUCACUAUUCAGGCUGUGCGUGUUACAAAACCCAAAAUCCCAGAAGCCAUCCGAAGAAAUUUUGAGCUAAUGGAGGCUGAGAAGACCAAGCUACUGAUUGCAGCCCAGAAGCAGAAGGUGGUAGAGAAGGAGGCAGAGACAGACCGGAAGAAGGCGCUCAUUGAGGCAGAGAAGGCUGCUCAGGUGGCCAGGAUUCACUAUCAGCAGAAGAUCAUGGAGAAGGAGACAGAGAAGCGCAUUUCUGAGAUUGAAGAUGCUGCGUUCCUGGCAAGAGAGAAAGCAAAAGCUGAUGCAGAGUACUACACCGCUCAGAAGCUGGCAGAUUCCAACAAGCUGAAACUUACCCCUGAGUAUCUGGAACUAAUGAAAUACCAAGCGAUAGCUGCGAACAGCAAGCUUUAUUUUGGUGACCGCAUUCCCGGCGUGUUUCUCGAUGCCUGUGCCUUCCAGCAAGCCAAUCUGAGAACUGCCCAAGAACCAGUCUCCCUUCACAGGAUGCCCCAGAGACCUCUGGAGAAAGCCACCUCAGAGCAAAGGAAAGCACUGGCUGAGGGAGUCGCGGUGCGGCAGUCGGCCCUGGUGCAGUUCACUGGAUGGGGGCUGGUUGGUGGUGACUCUCCAAGCACUCGCCGGUUGGUGCCAGCAUCUGUCUCGGGCACCAUCCGCAGCCUCAGG